Molecule: messenger RNA, 852 nt
Organism: Gracilinanus agilis (Agile Gracile Mouse Opossum)
Lineage: Eukaryota; Metazoa; Chordata; Mammalia; Didelphimorphia; Didelphidae
Product: gastrula zinc finger protein XlCGF7.1-like
Exons: 1
Coding region: 1-852 (283 amino acids)
Source: RefSeq, a predicted model, not a curated record
AUGCCAUUUAUAUGUGCGGAGUGUGGGAAAGGAUUCAACUGGAAUUUAAUAUCUGAAAAUCAUAAAAAAGUUCACACUGGAGAGAAGCCUUACAUAUGUGAAGAAUGUGAACAAGGAUCGAUCCAUAAAGCAAAGCUUCAUGAUUAUCAGAAAGUCCUCACUGAAGAAAAGCCCUUUGAAUGUAAUGAAUGUGGGAUGGGUUUCAACCAAAAGCCUUUAUUUCAAGCUCAUGAGAAAAUGCACAUUAAAGAAAAAUGCAAUAAUUGGGAUGAGUGUGGGAAAGGAUUCAGUCAUAAGACAAAUCUUCAUAAACAUGUGAAAGUCCACUCUGAAGAAAAGCCUUUUAUUUGUGAUGAGUGUGGGAAAGGAUUCAGUCAUAAGUCAAAUCUUCAUAAACAUGUGAAAGUCCACUCUGGAGAAAAGCCUUUUAUUUGUGAUGAGUGUGGGAAAGUAUUCAGACGUAAUUCAAACCUUCACGAACAUAUGAAAGUCCACUCUGGAGAAAAGUCCUAUAAUUGUGAUGAGUGUGGGAAAGGAUUCAGUCAUAAGUCAAAUCUUCAUAGACAUAUGAAAGUCCACUCUGAAGAAAAGCCCUUUAAUUGUGAUGAGUGUGGGAAAGGAUUCAGUCGUAAGUCAAUCCUUCAUGAACAUCUGAAAGUCCACUCUGGAGAAAAGCCCUAUAAUUGUGAUAUGUGUGGGAAAGGAUUCAGAUUUAAGUCAAACCUUCAACAACAUCUGAAAGUACACUUUGGAGAAAAACUCUUUAUAUGUGAUGAGUGUGGGAAAGGAUUCAGAUGGAAGUCAAACCUUCAUAAACAUCAUAUAAUUCACAUGAGAGAUAAGUCUAUGUAG